CUGGGGAAUGACAGGCAUCUCCACAGGGAGGCUGCAUCCACCUCGGCUGAGGUGUCGUCAUCGGCUGCCUAUUAAAAAAACCUACAGGACAAUGCAUACCACCAACGGCUGACUGUAAACACAGGGGAUAUGUGUUCACUUAGCACGGACUUCUGGGAGGGGCUAAGGAAGGGCGGUCUGGAGUUUUAUUGAAUAGAGCAGUGUGUAUUAGGCUGCCUGCCUGCCUGCCCUCUUGCUGUGCUCCUGCUUAAAGAAAUCGGUCCUUCCUUUCCGACUUAGUCCCAGGAAGAAGUUUCAGCCUACGAGGUAUCAUUAAAACAUUCCUGUAUCAUCCAAUCGAAUUCCAUAGGGAUUGGCGAUCAACCGGAAGUCUUCAACGUGGAUAUCUGAUUGCUUACCAAUCCAGACAUCAUCUGGUCUCCGUAAACCUGAAACCACACCAUGGAUGAUUUUGAACGUCGCAGAGAACUCAGGAGGCAAAAGAGGGAAGAGAUGCGCCUAGAAGCAGAAAGAAUCGCCUACCAGAGGAAUGAUGACGACGAGGAAGAGGCUGCCCGGGAACGGCGCCGCCGAGCCCGACAGGAAAGGCUGCGGCAGAAGCAAGAGGAAGAAUCCUUGGGGCAGGUGACUGACCAGGUCGAGAUUAAUGCUCAGAACAGUGUGCCUGACGAGGAGGUCAAGACGACCACCACCAACGCUCAGACAGAGGGUGACGACGAGUCCGCUCUCCAGGAGCGCCUGGCUCGGCGUGAGGAAAGACGCCAAAAACGCCUGCAGGAAGCCCUGGAGCGGCAGAAGGAGUUCGACCCCACAAUAACAGAUGCCAGUUUGUCAGCACCAAGCAGAAGAAUGCACAACAACACAGCAGCAAAUGAAACCGCGGAGAAGGAAGAAACAAGCGAAAGUCAUCGAGAAAGCUAUGAGGUAGAGGAAACGGAAAUAGUCACAAAGUCUUACCAGAAGAAUGAUUGGAGGGAUGCUGAAGAGAAGAAGAAAGAAGAAAAAGAAGAGGAGGAAGAGAAGCCGAAGCAAGGGAGCAUCAGAGAAAAUCAGGUAGAGGUGAUGGUAGAAGAAAAAACAACAGAAACCCAAGAGGAAGCAGUGGGAAUGUCAUUGAAAAAUGGGCACAUCAGUGCAGAUGAGCCUAAACUAGAGGAGGAGAAGGAACGAGGUUCAGAUGAGAUUACCGGUAAUGAAAAGAUGGAGAAGGAAGAAAGGGAAAGCGCUGAGGCCGAAAGAGUCAGGUUCGAAGCAGAAGAAAGACAGAGAAUUAAAGCUGAGCAGGACCAAAAGAUAGCAGAGGAGAAAGCACGAAUUGAAGCUGAAGAAAAAGCAGCAGAGAGAGAGAGGGAAAGAAGGGAGGCAGAGGAGAAGGAAAGGGUUAAGGAGGAAGAGAGAAGAGCAGCAGAGGAGAGGCAGAGGGCAAAGGCAGAGGAAGAAGAGAAAGCUAAGAUAGAAGAGCAAAAACUUAAACAGCAGCUAGAGGAGAAAAAAAGUGAAAUGCAAGAGAAAAAGUUAAAAGGGGAAAAGGUAGAAGAGAAAAUAGAAGGGAAAUGGGUCAAUGAACAGAAAGGCCAAGAAGAUAAACGUCAGACAGCGGUCCAAAAGAAACAGGAAGAAGAAAAGGGGGCUAAAGAGCAACUUAAAAGAGAAAAGUCUCAAGAAGACAAGCCUACCUUCAGAAGAGAAGAGAUCAAAGACGAGAAGAUUAAAAAGGACAAAGAGCCCAGAGAAGAAGUUAAGAGCUUCUUGGAUGGAAAGAAGGGACUGACAGAAGUGAAGUCGCAGAAUGGAGAAUUCAUGACCCACAAACUUAAACACACAGAGAAUACAUUCAGCCGUCCUGGAGCAAAGACAAGCGAGGCCAAGGAGGCAGAAGGCACUUCCCAAGUGGAAGCCGGCAGGCGCCUGGAGGAGCUGCGCCGCCGCCGCGGGGAAACCGAGAGCGAAGAGUUUGAGAAGCUCAAACAGAAGCAGCAAGAGGCAGCCCUGGAGCUGGAGGAGCUGAAGAAAAAGAGGGAGGAGCGAAGGAAGGUUCUGGAGGAGGAAGAGCAGAGGAGGAAGCAGGAGGAAGCAGAGCGAAAAGUCAGAGAGGAGGAAGAGAAGAGGAGGCUAAAAGAAGAGAUUGAAAGACGAAGAGCAGAAGCUGCUGAGAAACGCCAGAAGAUGCCAGAAGACGGCUCAGCAGAUGACAAGAAGCCGUUCAAAUGCUUCACUCCGAAAGGUUCAUCUCUCAAGAUAGAAGAGCGAGCAGAAUUUUUGAAUAAGUCUGUGCAGAAAAGUGGUGUCAAAACAACUCAUCAGGCGGCAGUUGUCUCCAAGAUUGACAGCAGACUGGAGCAAUACACCAGUGCCAUUGAGGGAACAAAAACUGCAAAACCGGCAAAGCCAGCAGCCUCAGAUCUGCCUGUCCCUGCCGAAGGCGUUCGCAAUAUGAAGAGCAUGUGGGAGAAAGGAAAUGUGUUCUCAUCCCCCAGUGCGUCGGGCACGCCCAACAAGGAAACUGCUGGCCUGAAGGUGGGGGUUUCCAGCCGCAUCAACGAAUGGCUAACUAAAACCCCCGAUGGAAACAAGUCACCUGCUCCUAAACCUUCAGAUUUGAGGCCAGGAGACGUAUCUGGCAAGCGGAACCUCUGGGAAAAGCAAUCUGUGGAUAAGGUCACGUCCCCCACUAAGCAGGUUUGAGACAGUUCAAGACAGAACCCCGAGUAGCCGCGCAAGAUGCUGGGCCAGCUCAGUGGACGAGGGCUAACGUGCUCUGUGUUAUAUUUAUGUUGAUUUGCUUAAUUGGGUUCAUGUCCUUUUGUUUUGUUUCUCAUUAUCCCAGUAAACCUAUGUAUAUUAUCACUAUAUUUAAUAAUCACAGUCUAGAGGUGUUCAUGGUAAAAAGUACUGCCUUUGCACAGGAGCCUGUUUCUAAAGAAACCCAUGCUGUGAAAUAGAGACUUUUCUACUGAUCACCAUUACUCUGUGUCUGAACAGUGAUACCAACUGCAUCGGAAGUCAAACAAAAGGAGAUUCAAGUUGAAAAUUGCAGAAAAACGAACUGUAGUGGGUUGUUGGGUUUUUGUUUGUGUGUUUGUUUAAUUUUAAAUACAGAAGUCAUGUUGUUUCUGCACUUUAAAGCAUGGAAGACAUUAUCUUCGUAGGCAAUUAUAACACUUUCUGAAAGUCACCCAUUUCAGAGUUGAGAUACUGCAAUAAUGAUUGUCUUUAAAACAAAAACAAAAAAGUACUGUUAAGGUAUUACUUUUUUCAUGCUGAUGAAUUAAGUUGGAUCAUGAUGUUAGCUGACAGUGGUACUGAUUUCUCUAGGUUGGUUGCUUUGUGGAUUUCUUUGGUAGUGAUAGUAAACCACGUUUUAGAUGACCUAGUCAUGUAUGUAUGUGCAUAAACAUAUACAAACACACGAACGGCAGAAGCUUUUUUUUAUGUGCUCAGCUAUUAUAUUUAGCGGUGUGUCCUUGUAACUAGCCGAUAUCACAGCUUUUUAAAAAUUAAAAAUCACAAUAUUAUAUUAAUAUUUCAUACUUGCCAAGAGAGACAUGGCAGAAUAAGUAUCGAGACGUUUUCAAUGCCCAAUAGAUAACCUGUAAGAAAAAAAGAGAGACUCAAAAUGUCAAAAUGACUUGACAUUUUCUAUAAAACAUAGUAUUUAGUUUAUGAUUAAAAGCAAUCUUGAAGUCCAAUGUGAAUUUUACUAAAUCGACCAUCUGGGUCAAACUCAAAGCUUGCUGAAAACUUUAUUCUGUUAAUCAAGUUCACAAUUACGUUGGCCUAGAUGAUAUCUGAGGGCUGUUCCUUUUUUGAAAUGUAAAGACAAGAGUUUUAGUGACAAGACUGUAUAGAUUGAAAUUCCAUGUAUACAGUGACCAACUUAGGCUACUGUCUAGAAACAGACAAGAAAAAUAAGCAAACUCCAGUAUGUAGGAGUCGUGACAGUGCUCCAUCUUUAAAAUACUGAACCAUUUUUCAAAUUAAACUUUUCUACUUAUAAGUCAUUGGUACUUGUCAUAAGUUGAUAAUGUGUUGAACUUCCAAAAAGUAAAUGUAACUUUCAGUAGUUUUACCUUUUCCCCCGAGUCUUGACUAACUCAUCAUUUUUAACGCACGCAAUCCAAACAUCAGAUCUUAUUUUAGCUUAUAAUUCAGUGUUCAUCUGUUCUUCGCAGUAGAUGAUACAAGAGUACUCCAGUGUCUUGGCAAUAUGGUGUAGCCUAGAGAUACAUAAGGUAGAUCUAUAAAAUUCUACCUCAUUUGACUUAACCAAAAUUGUCCUACUCUCAAUUCCCACCACCAUGAGGGAGCCUCCCCGUGAGUAUUUUCUCAUUUAUAGUAUCCCCUGGAAGAGCCAGCCAGGGCAGGGCUGGCAUGAGAAGUGACCACUGCCUUGCAAAGUCUAUUUUCCUCAAAAAUCAGUCAAGAGUAGUUGAGUUCUCUAGCUUUUAGCACACCUGGGCAAAAGGAAGGAACGCCACCAAGACUGCACGUGUCACCAACCCAUGACAGAGUAGAUGUAAGUCUAUGAUAAGAUGAACUAGAUCCACAUGUAGUGCCUGACUUAGCAUUGACUCCCAUCAUUGGAGUGAAAUGGAUCAAAGUUUGAAUCAAGGCCCGUGGCUAUGUAACAUUGCUUUGUUGUACUUUUGAUCAAGAGCUUCUCCUGAUCACUAUUAUAUAUUUUUUUUCUAGAAAGUCUAAAGUUGAGAAGAGAAUAUAUCGAUCCUGACUUUCAUUCCAAUAUUUGGAUGGAAUAGGUUUUAGGGUAGAAUUUUGUUCAGUUUGGAUUUAAUCUUGUUGAAAAAUAAAUUCCUUGUUUA
Rhinolophus ferrumequinum (greater horseshoe bat) is the source of this 4820-nucleotide messenger RNA. It is a transcript of the gene CALD1, whose product is annotated as caldesmon 1. The transcript has 15 exons. Gene Ontology annotation, biological process: muscle contraction; actin filament bundle assembly; angiogenesis. Gene Ontology annotation, cellular component: actin cytoskeleton. Lineage: Eukaryota; Metazoa; Chordata; Mammalia; Chiroptera; Rhinolophidae. Gene Ontology annotation, molecular function: calmodulin binding; myosin binding; actin binding. Bases 442 to 2685 code for a protein of 747 amino acids. The record is from RefSeq and is a predicted model, not a curated record.